CUGACGUGUACUUGAAAGACUAUUUAUGGACUUUUGAAACUUGAAGGACCAAUCAUGCAUAACUCAUAAAGUUGAAGGACUAUUUAUAGACUUUUGAAAUUUGAAGGACCAAUCGUGCACAACUCAUAAAGUUGAAGGACCAACAGUGGAGUUUAGCCGGAGAAAUAAACCAACUUUUUGAUAGAUAGUCAAGUUAGCUCCUUGAUCUUUUGUUUGCCUCUUCCUUUGUUCCAUAACCCUAUCAAUUUCAACUCUUUGAGAAAUCAGUCAGUCACCUUAGCUCCAUGUCUUGCUUCUUAAAUGCAGGUAGCAUCCACCGUUUUUCACGUAUGACUUGUAUUCAUAAACCAUUAUUUUGGUGUACUCCUUGGUAUUUAUUUCAGAUAUCCCAUCUAUGUUCUUUCACUUCUGUUGAUCAGGAUUAAAGACGGGAAGGGUGAAACAUUCUAUCCCAGAUCAUCAUUCAAUAUCAACUGUACUGGUGAUGUUUGCAAAGGAGACGUUGUAUUGUUCACACAAAAAGUGUACAAGAAUUUUGACAAGAUGACCAGGAGUGGCAAUGUUUCAGGGAAGAGAACUAUUGCUGGAAGAGUUGUUAAGGAAAGUUAUGGUGCUGCAAAACAACAACAUACUUUUACUGUUGAAGUGUUGUGGAACCGAGGUGUUAAGAAGCUGCCUCCACUUUUCCCUUUGCUUGUUAAGGGUCGGAACCUCUACAAACUGAAAGUCUUCAGACAGCGAUGGAAAAAUGAAAAGGAAAGAUUAAGAGUGCUUGCAGAGAAGCAUCAACGAGGAGCAGCUGCUAGACUUGUCAGAGAAACUAGAAAGAUGAGAUCUAUGGAGAGAAAACAAGCCUUCACAGAUAGAAAAGGCACAAAAAAGCGAAAGCAUGAAGAAGAUCACAACCACAAACAUGGAAGCAACAAAAAACCAAAGAAUCGCCAUGGGAGAAAACCCAAAGCCACAACUUCAUCAACUCGUCAAAGACCUCGAAACCGUGCAAAUGCUAGUCAUCUCGCUAGAAGCAACUCCUCAUUUGAUAUCCGACCUGAUACACACUAUCACCAGGGCGCCUUAUUGUUUCUCCCGCCCCAGAAUUAUGGCCACUUUCCAUCUGAGGCCUACAACCAUAUAAUGCCAUACCCAGUUUCUCAUGGUAGGAACUUUGCGUCUCUAAUGCAUUUGCCACAUGUAAGUGCUUCUUCUUCUGUUAUGGCUAAUCUAAACCCGAGAGAAUAUGACCGUAGACAUCACCCGCACCCUUAGCUAUGUUUCACGAUUUGACCUUAUUCGGUUUGGGCGUUGGAAAAUAUGAUAUGAACACAACAUUGCACAAGAAAAAUCAAUUAUAGGAUAGGGAAUAUACAAAAUAUGGAUUAUUUCAGCCCCCCCCCCCCUCCUGUUAUACCAAAAUGAUGUGCCUUAGUUCCGAAUAUACCUCGUACUAUUCGGCCAAAUUUGAGGGGUCUUCGAGACGGGGUUUAUCCUUUUUUACUACGGUAAUAAAUUUUAUGAGGGAUCCGGUUCCACUAGGAUGUUAUCCAUAUUUUUAUAUAGAGUAUUUGAGUGUCACAAUAUACAGUUUCAUUUUUA
This is a messenger RNA of Cuscuta campestris, 1593 nucleotides long. The record is from the annotation of a GenBank genome assembly. NCBI's taxonomy places the organism in Eukaryota, Viridiplantae, Streptophyta, Magnoliopsida, Solanales, Convolvulaceae.